Messenger RNA from Ficedula albicollis (Collared flycatcher), 6054 nucleotides. RefSeq names its product adenomatosis polyposis coli 2 (gene APC2). The annotation marks the transcript as partial. The record is from RefSeq and is a predicted model, not a curated record. Lineage: Eukaryota; Metazoa; Chordata; Aves; Passeriformes; Muscicapidae. Gene Ontology annotation, cellular component: cytoplasmic microtubule; beta-catenin destruction complex; catenin complex. The transcript is spliced from 20 exons. Gene Ontology annotation, biological process: pattern specification process; Wnt signaling pathway; nervous system development. Gene Ontology annotation, molecular function: beta-catenin binding; microtubule binding; gamma-catenin binding.
AUGUGUGCAGGGUCAGGAUGGGGGGGCCUGUGCUCCCCGGGGGGGUUUGCUGUGGUCGGGGGUCCCCGGGGCCGGGUCGAUCAGCCCGGCUGGUGCGGCAGGGGGGGCUCCAUCGCCUCGUACGACCAGCUGGUGCGGCAGGUGGAGGCGCUGAAGAAGGAGAACAGCCACCUCCGGCGGGAGCUGGAGGACAACUCCAACCACCUCUCCAAGCUGGAAAAUGAGACCUCGGACAUGAAGGAGGUCCUGAAGCACCUCCAGGGCAAGCUGGAGCAGGAGGCCCGAGUCAUGGUGUCCUCGGGGCAGACGGAGGUGCUGGACCAGCUCAAAGCCCUGCAGAUGGACAUCACCAGCCUCUACAACCUCAAGUUCGCCCCGGAGGUGCCGAGCUCGGGGCGCGGUGCCGAGGAGAGCCCGGCGGCCCCCGCCGCGCACCGGGACGGCCCCGGGGAGCUGGGCAGGGCCACCUUCCGCAUGCUGGAGGAGCUGGACCGCGAGAGGUGUUUCCUGCUGGGGGAGAUCGAGAAGGAGGAGAAGGAGAAGGUGUGGUACUACUCGCAGCUGCAGAGCCUGGCCACGCGCCUGGACGAGCUGCCCCACGUGGAGACGUUCUCCAUGCAGAUGGAUCUGAUCCGGCAGCAGCUGCAGUUCGAGGCGCAGCACAUCCGCUCGCUGAUGGAGGAACGCUUCGGGACGGCUGAUGAGAUGGUGCAGCGGGCACAGAUCCGCGCAUCCCGGCUGGAGCAGAUCGACAAGGAGCUGAUGGAGGCGCAGGACAAGGCGCAGCAGCCGGAGCCGCAGCUCUGCGGGAAGGUCCCGGGCAUGGAGGGGGACCCGGGCAGCCUGGAGCUCCCGACCCACCCCGAGGAGGGCGGCAACACCAAGGUGGAGGUGGUGUUCUGGCUGCUGUCCAUGCUGGCCACGCGCGACAAGGAGGACAUGUCCCGCACGCUGCUGGCCAUGUCCAGCUCGCAGGAGAGCUGCCUGGCCAUGCGCAAGUCGGGCUGCCUGCCCCUGCUCAUCCAGAUCCUGCACGACUCCGACGGGGAGCCGGGGCCCCCCGAGAGCCCCACGGGUGCCAAGGACGCUCGGAUGAGAGCCAACGCUGCCCUGCACAACAUCGUCUUCUCCCAGCCCGACGAGGGCCAGGCCAAGAAGGAGAUGCGGGUGCUGCACGUGCUGGAGCAGAUCCGCUCCUACUCGGAGACGUGCUGGGACUGGCUGCAGAUGCAGAGCCGGGAUGGGGCACGGGGGCCCGAGGGCGCCGUGCCAGUGCCCAUCGAGCCCCAGAUCUGCCAGGCCACCUGUGCCAUCAUGAAGCUGUCCUUCGACGAGGAGUACCGGCGGGCCAUGAACGAGCUGGGCGGGCUGCAGGCGGUGGCCGAGCUGCUGCAGGUGGACUACGAGAUGCACAAGAUGACCAACGACCCCCUGAACCUGGCGCUGCGGCGCUACGCGGGGAUGGCCCUCACCAACCUCACCUUCGGGGAUGUGGUCAACAAGGCCACGCUGUGCUCCCGCCGGGGCUGCAUGGAGGCCAUCGUGGCUCAGCUGGGCUCCGACAGCGAGGAGCUGCACCAGGUGGUCUCCAGCAUCCUGAGGAACCUCUCCUGGCGCGCCGACAUCAACAGCAAGAAGGUGCUGCGGGAGGUGGGCAGCGUCACCGGGCUGACGCGCUGUGCCCUGCACGCCGGCAAGGAGUCGACGCUGAAGAGCGUCCUGAGCGCGCUGUGGAACCUCUCGGCGCACAGCACGGAGAACAAGGCGGCCAUCUGCAGCGUGGAGGGGGCACUGGGAUUCCUGGUCAGCACCCUCACCUACAAGUGCCAGAGCAACUCCCUGGCCAUCAUCGAGAGCGGUGGUGGCAUCCUCAGGAACGUCUCCAGCCUCGUCGCCACGCGGGAGGAUUACAGGCAGGUGCUCCGGGACCACAACUGCCUGCAGACGCUGCUGCAGCACCUGCGCUCGCACAGCCUGACCAUCGUCAGCAACGCCUGCGGCACCCUCUGGAACCUGUCUGCCCGCAGCCCCCGCGACCAGGAGCUGCUGUGGGACCUGGGGGCGGUCAGCAUGCUCCGCAACCUCAUCCACUCCAAGCACAAGAUGAUCGCCAUGGGCAGCGCGGCCGCGCUGCGCAACCUCCUCACCAACCGGCCCCCCAAGUACAAGGACGCGGCCGUGGUGUCGCCGGGCUCCUGCAUGCCCUCGCUCUACAUGCGCAAGCAGAAGGCGCUGGAGGCCGAGCUGGACGCCAAACACCUGGCAGAGACCUUCGACAGCAUGGAGAAGCAGAGCCUGAAGGGGCAGAGCGCCAAGAAGCCGAUGCGGCACAUGGAGAGCCUGGUGAAGGACUACGCCUCCGACUCCGGCUGCUUCGACGACGACGAGGUGCCCAACAUCUCCACGGGCGUGGAGACGGCCAGCGCCUCCGUGCUCUCCAUGUUCCUCAACUCCUCCUUCCUGCAGGGCCAGGCGCUGCCGCGGGCGCUGGCGCAGCGGCGCUGCCCGGAGCCGGAGAAGGACGGCAGCGGGAAGGCGGCCGAGCCCAAGAAGCCGCCGCUGCCCGAGGACGACGUCUCGCUGGCCGCCGAGAAGUUGGCCAACAAGAUCUCCAGCACGGUGGCCAAGAUUGACAAGCUGGUGGAGGACAUCUCCACCAUGCACAACUCGUCGGACGACAGCUUCAGCCUCAGCUCCGAGGAUCACUGCCUGGACUGGCAGUACGGGCCCGAGGACGGGCACGAGGCGCGCGCCCAGUCCUGCUCGCCGUGCCGGCUGGCGGACGCCGGCGGCUUCGCCAAGAGGGAGAGCCUGAGCCGGGCGCACACCCUGCUGCGGCUGAAGACGGCCUACACCAGCCUCCUGUCCACCGACAGCCUCAACAGCGGCAGCACCAGCGACGGCUACUGCACCAAGGAGCACAUGAAGCCCUGCCCCAGGGCCGCCUUCCUGGACUAUCGCGACGAGCUGCAGCGAUACCAGAAGCGGCCCAGCCGGCUCGACCUCAAGAGCAUCCUGGGCAAACCGGAGCGGGCCGAGCCCCCUGCGCGGGAUCCGGCCGAGCCAGACAAACCCGAGCAGCGGGACCUCCCCGAACGGGCUAAGAAGAUGGUGACUUUCCCCAGCCCCAAGGUGCCAGAGAAGGAAACAGAGUGGAAGAAGGAGGUGGGCACCAAGCCCCCCACCGACCCCCACGUUUGCACCAUUAAGCUCUCUCCGUCCUACCAGCACGUUCCCAUGCUUGAGACCCUGGCCAAGAGCAGCGCAGCUGCUGGCCACCAGCCCUCCCUGCUGGGCAGGAAGCAAGCCUGGCUCCCCCCGGCGCUGCUGCAGGCGGCCGAGCCCCUGAGCAAGAUCCCGGAGAAGCUGCCGGCCCAGCCACCGGCCUCAGCAGAGCAGGAGUCAGUGCAGAAGUACUCGGUGGAGGACACCCCAAUCUGCUUCUCCCGGUGCAGCUCCCUGUCCUCCCUCUCCUCGGCAGACAACGUGCUGGACGGGCAGAGCCACAGCGAAAACGACCUGGAUAGCGACUCCUCCCUGGAGAUCCUGGAGAUGGAGGAAGGGGACGCAGAAGGGGAGGAUGUGAGGCAGGAGAAGGAGAAGGCGGCGGAUCCGGGUCCCACCACGCCGGUGGGGAUCUCCCAGCCCAUCACCAUCCCCUUCCCGAAGCGUGACAAGGUUUUCCUGCGGGAGGCGUCACCCUCUCGCCAGGAGGACCUGACGCCCUCGAGCUCUUCGGAGAAUUACAUCCAGGAGACGCCGCUGGUGAUGAGCCGCUGCAGCUCCGUCAGCUCCCUGGGCAGCUUCGAGAGCCCCUCCAUCGCCAGCUCCAUCCAGAGCGACCCGUGCAGCGAAAUGAUCAGCGGCACCAUCAGCCCCAGCGAGCUGCCCGACAGCCCCGGGCAGACCAUGCCCCCCAGCCGCAGCAAGACUCCGCUCUUCGAGCUGGGCUGCCAGCCCGAGAAGGAGACCAGCCAGUUCAACAUCCAGUGGGAGAACAACGUCAAGAAGUUCAUGGAGAUCACCGACUUCAAGGAACGCUUCCAGCUGCCGCAGGACCUGGACUCCAUGGUCUACUUCACGGUGGAGAAGCCCAACGAGAACUUCUCGUGCGCCUCCAGCCUGAGCGCCCUGCCCCUGCACGAGCACUACGUGCAGAAGGACGUGGAGCUCAAGCUGAUUCCCACCUUCCCGGAGAAGAACAGCCUGAACUUCGCGGCUCACGAGAAGCGGGAGGAGCGGCGGGAGGAGCGGUACCUGGAGGGGCGGCGCAGGGCCGAGCGCCCCGAGCCCCCCGACGACGACGACAUCGAGAUCCUCAAGGAGUGCAUCAGCUCGGCCAUGCCCUCCCGCUUCCGCAAGGUCAAGACCUCGCUGCUGUCCGGCCAGGUGCUGCACCCGCAGACCAAGAAGCCGCUGCACGUCCCCGUGUACAUGCUGGUGCCGGCCCACGCCCACCCCGGCGUCCCCAGGCACCUGCGAGCCACCGCCCGCGACCUCUUCAAGGACGACGACUCCUUCACCGACUCGGCCGACGGCACCCCCGUCAACUUCUCCAGCGCCGCCUCGCUGAGCGAUGAGACCCUGCGGUACCCGGCGGGCGAGGAGGGCGAGCAGCCCGUGCCCGAGCGGCGCCGCCAGCCCGGCAGCAUCCCGGCCCGCAGAGCCGCCUCGGGCAGCCCGGGGGGCAGCCUGGAGCUGGGCGUGGGCAGGGCCAGCGGGGGCCCCGGGAGGAAGGAUGACGCCCUGGAGGACGGGGUGGUGUUCCAGUCGCUGUGCCACACCACGCCGACGGAAGAAGCCGUGUAUUGCUUCUACGAUCCGGAUUUGGACCAGCUGCCCGAGGCGGGCAGGGAUGAGUCCGGCAGCCGAGCCCAGCCCGGCCGGGCGCCACGGAGGGAGCGCUGGGGAGGCUCCGUCCCCAACAAAGACCCCGAGCCCGGUCCCCGUCCGGCCAAGACGAAGCCUCAAAACAACCUGAUCGCCGACGAGACGCCGCCGUGCUACUCCCUGAGCUCCUCCAUGAGCUCCCUGAGCGACGCCAACCUCUCGGAGGGCGAGGAGCGGGGCCAGCCCUGCGGCAAAGCCGCCUGGCCGCGCUCAGCCGCAGUGGGACAGGCGCAGGGGGGCUCGCCCAGCUCCCCCAGCCUCAACUCGGAGGAUGAUCUGCUGCAGAAAUGCAUCGGCUCGGCCAUGCCCAAGCGCCGGCGGCCCGCGGCUCGCCGCAGGAUAGUGGAGAGAAAGCAGAAGCCGCCGGGCGCCGGCGGGAGGGAGCGGAAAGCCGAGAUCAGGCAUCAACACGCCGAGGAGGACCCGGGCUCCGACCGGGGCUCCGACCUGGACAGCGUGGAGUGGCAAGCCAUCCAGGAGGGAGCCAACUCCAUCGUCACCUGGCUGCACCAGGCUGCGGCCUCGCUGUCCCGGGAGCCUUCCUCCGAGUCCGACUCCAUCCUGUCCUUCAUGUCGGGGCUCUCGGUGGGCUCCACGCUGCAGCUCUCGCUGGGCAGGCAGGAGAAGCACUCCGAGAGCCCGUCCCGGCUGCCGGUGAAGACCAGCGUGCCCGCGGCCGAGCCUUUCAAGCGCUACUCGUCCUCUCCCAACAUCAGCGUGCCGAGGCGAGCGGCCAGCCCGUCCUCCGUGCGCUCCGAGGGGGGGCCGGCUCCCGGGGCGCCGCCGGGAAAGCCGCCGGUGGUGAUGAUGAAGGGCACGUGGCGGCGGAUCCGGGAUGAGGACAUCCCGCACAUCCUCAAGAGCACGCUGCCCUCCUCCGCGCUGCCGCUGGCGGGUUCUGCCGACGAGGAGCCCCCCGGCACCCCCAGCACCCCCGGCACGCCCAGGAAGACCAGCGACGCCGUGGUGCAGACCGAGGACUUCGCCACGUCCAAGACCAACUCCAGCACCUCUCCCACGCUGGAGACCCGCGAGGGACCCCCGCACCCCCGAGUCACCGGCGAUGGUGAAGCCCCCGCGCCCGCCAAGGCCGCCCUGCCCAUCUCCUUCGGCCACGAGGCGCCCGCCGGGAGCUUCCCCGGCAGCCGGCACGGCUCCCCCGGG